AGAGUCGGCGUAGCGAGCAGCAGCGAGUUCUACACUCUAUACACGGGAUUGAGGAUUCGGUAAGCGGUAACAGUACUUAGUUCAGUGUCAGUGUGUGCCAGUGCCAGAGAAGUUAUAGCCGCCUGCCGCAUCGCAUCAUCAAGCACGCUGCUGGCAUCAUGGCGGACGCAGCGGCUAGGCAGCUGCAAUACGAAUACAAAGCGAAUUCUAAUCUUGUAUUACAAGCUGAUGUGAGACUCAUCGAGAGACGAAGCAGAGAUGAAGCUACAGGAGAAGUUAUGUCCCUGGUGGGCAAGCUCGAUGGCACGCGAAUGGGCGAUCGUGCUCAACGAUCAAAACCCGGAAAGGCCGAAGAGAGAAAAGUCAAGCGACAAAAACGUGAUGAAGCACAGUAUGAGUUUACUCAUAACAAGGGUGCCACCGUCCUCUCCGAUGGUGUGGAUGAGAUGGUUGGCAUCGUAUACAGACCUAAAACACAAGAGACUCGGCAGACGUAUGAAGUCUUGUUAAGUUUCAUACAAGAGGCUAUUGACCAUCAACCUCGCGAUAUACUUUGUGGUACUGCAGAUGAAGUAUUAGCUGUUUUAAAGAAUGACAAAUUAAAAGAGAAGGAGAAGAAAAAGGAAACUGAACUUUUACUUGGAAGUUUAGCCGAUGAACGAUUUGCUCUAUUGGUCAAUUUAGGGAAAAAAAUAACGGAUUUUGGUACAGAUGAGAAAACAACUACAGGCGAGGAAAAUAUUGAUGAGACAUAUGGCAUUAAUGUCCAAUUCGAGGAGAGCAGUGAGGAGGAUGAUGAAGAUGUGUAUGGAGAAGUUAGAGAAAAUGAAGAUGAAGGGGACGAAGGAGUCGAAGCUAAUGAAGAUAGAGCCAUUCAUGCUGAAAAUUUAGGCAAAGCAGAAGAAACGAAAAAGGAAAAACCCUUACAUCCAAGAGACAUCGAUGCUUAUUGGCUUCAGAGACAGUUGAAAGCUAUCUAUAAUGAUGCAAUUGUCUCCCAUGGAAAAGCUAAAGAUGUACUUGAGGUUUUAAAGACCUCAGUCGACUGUGAAAACCAAUUAGUUUUAUUACUAGGCUACGACUGCUUUGACUUCAUCAAGAUGCUUAAAAAAUACAGACAUAUGAUUGCAUACUGUACAAUGUUGGCAUCUUCUCAGUCGAACAGUGAACGUCAAAAAAUUCGCAAGAAAAUGUCUGAAGAUCCAGCACUUUCAAAAAUCCUUUACCAAUUGGAAACUGGUAAAGGUGAUGAAGGUGAGGAGACCAUUGAGGCAAGAGAGCAGCGUCAUAGGCGCGAAGAAAUCGAAGAUGCUGGUGGUCCUGGAGGAUUAGUUCCAGGAACACGAAACGUAAUUGACUUAGAGGACAUUGCCUUUGCGCAAGGAAGUCACUUCAUGCCUAAUAAACGUUGUCACUUACCUGAUGGAAGUUUUAGAAAACAACGUAAAGGAUACGAAGAAGUGCAUGUACCAGCAUUGAAACCAAAACCGUUUGCUGAAAAUGAAAAACUUGUUUCCAUAAACGACUUGCCGAAAUUUGCCCAGCCUGCAUUCGAGGGUUUCAAGACCCUUAACAGAAUUCAAAGUCGUUUGUACAAGUGCGCUUUGGACGAAGAUGAAAAUUUAUUAUUAUGUGCUCCAACAGGUGCCGGUAAAACUAAUGUCGCUUUGUUAUGUAUGAUGCGUGAGAUAGGCAAGCACAUAAAUGCUGACGGCACUAUAAACGCCGACGACUUUAAAAUUAUAUACAUUGCACCAAUGCGUUCUCUCGUACAGGAAAUGGUUGGUAAUUUUGGCAAAAGAUUAGCCUCAUACAACCUGACAGUGUCAGAGUUAACAGGCGAUCAUCAAUUAACCAGAGAACAAAUCUCCUCUACACAGAUUAUAGUAUGUACCCCGGAAAAAUGGGAUGUCAUUACGAGAAAAGGAGGAGAAAAGACCUUUACCUCACUCGUAAGACUUAUCAUUGUUGAUGAAAUUCAUUUGCUUCACGACGAACGUGGUCCCGUUCUUGAAUCGUUGGUAGCAAGAACUUUAAGAAACAUUGAGACGACUCAAGAAGAUGUCAGACUAGUAGGUCUGUCAGCUACACUUCCGAAUUACGAAGAUGUCGCCGCAUUCUUACGCGUCAAACCAGCGACUGGACUUUAUUAUUUCGACAAUAGUUUUAGGCCUGUGUCAUUAGAGCAGCAAUACAUCGGUGUUACGGAAAAGAAGGCUCUAAAACGUUUUCAGGUUAUGAAUGAAGUCGUCUAUGAAAAGACAAUGGAGCAUGCGGGUAAAAAUCAAGUGCUUAUAUUCGUGCAUUCGAGGAAGGAAACCGGUAAAACCGCUCGUGCAAUCAGGGAUAUGUGCCUGGAGAAAGAUAGUCUUGGACAGUUUCUCAGAGAAGGCUCGGCAUCCAUGGAAGUUUUGAGAACUGAAGCCGAACAAGUUAAGAACAUGGAGUUAAAAGAUCUGUUGCCUUAUGGUUUCGCAAUCCAUCACGCCGGAAUGACAAGAGUCGAUCGUACCUUGGUAGAGGAUCUCUUUGCCGAUAGGCAUAUCCAAGUUCUGGUAUCUACUGCAACUCUUGCAUGGGGUGUAAAUUUGCCAGCGCACACUGUCAUUAUUAAAGGUACCCAAGUUUAUAAUCCAGAAAAAGGACGUUGGGUGGAAUUAGGAGCUCUGGAUGUGUUGCAAAUGCUGGGUCGUGCUGGACGUCCGCAAUAUGACACCAAAGGAGAAGGUAUACUCAUUACGAACCACAGUGAACUCCAGUAUUACCUGUCCCUUUUGAAUCAGCAACUCCCCAUCGAAUCUCAGCUAGUCAGCAAGAUGCCCGAUAUGAUGAAUGCAGAAAUAGUACUUGGUACAAUUCAGAAUGUUCGCGAUGCAGUAACGUGGCUCGGUUACACAUACCUCUACAUCAGAAUGCUUCGUUGUCCUACUCUUUACGGUAUCAGCCACGACAAAAUACGCGAUGAUCCUUUGCUAGAGUUGCACCGUGCAGAUUUAGUGCACUCUGCUGCCAUGGCUCUGGACCGCAGCGGUCUUAUCAAAUACGAUCGCAAAUCUGGUAACUUCCAAGCUACCGAGCUUGGUAGAAUUGCUUCUCAUUACUACUGUACUCAUGAGACUAUAUCUACCUACAAUCAACUAUUGAAGAGGACACUCAGUGAGAUCGAACUAUUCCGUGUAUUCUCGUUGUCAAGCGAGUUCAAAAAUAUUAAUGUUAGAGAUGAAGAGAAAUUAGAAUUGCACAAACUAAUGGAACGCGUUCCGAUUCCAAUUAAGGAGAAUAUGGAGGAGCCUAGCGCGAAGGUGAAUGUACUGCUUCAAGCUUACAUAUCUCAACUAAAACUUGAAGGUUUUGCCCUCAUGUCUGACAUGGUUUAUGUCACUCAAUCUGCUUCCCGUUUGAUGCGCGCAAUUUUCGAGAUUGUAUUGUUCCGGGGCUGGGCUCAAUUGGCAGACAAAUGCCUCUCGCUUUGUAAAAUGAUUGAUCGUCGUAUGUGGCAAUCUAUGUCGCCGCUGCGACAGUUUCGCAAAAUGCCCGAAGAAAUAGUCAAGAAGAUUGAAAAGAAAAACUUUCCAUGGGAGAGGUUGUACGAUCUUGGACCGAAUGAAAUUGGUGAACUUAUACGUGUGCCCAAACUUGGAAAGACUGUCCAUAAAUACAUUCACCAAUUUCCGAAACUGGAUCUUUCCACACACAUUCAGCCGAUUACGAGAUCAACAUUGCGCGUUGAAUUAACGAUUACACCUGACUUCAUGUGGGACGACAAAGUUCAUGGUGCAUCGGAAGCCUUUUGGAUUCUUGUGGAAGAUGUCGAUUCUGAAGUGAUUUUGCAUCACGAAUUCUUCUUGCUCAAGUCUAAAUAUGCCGGAGACGAACACUUGAUAAAAUUUUUUGUUCCCAUUUUCGAACCAUUACCCCCGCACUACUUCUUGCGGGUAGUAUCCGAUCGAUGGAUCGGCGCUGAAACACAAUUGCCGGUAAGUUUCCGGCAUUUGAUACUCCCGGAGAAGAAUCUUCCUCCAACAGAAUUAUUGGAUUUACAACCAUUGCCAAUCACGGCUUUGAGAAACUCCGUUUUCGAGAAUUUGUACGUGGAGAAGUUUCCGCAGUUUAACCCUAUCCAGACUCAGGUCUUCAACGCCGUGUAUAAUUCCGAUGAUAACGUGUUCGUUGGUGCACCAAGUGGCUCCGGAAAAACUACAAUCGCCGAAUUCGCCGUUCUGCGAUUGAUCUCUCAAAAUCCGGAUGGAAGAUGCGUUUAUAUGGUGUCAAAAGAAGCGCUUGCUGAAAUUAUAUACAGCGACUGGGCGUAUAAAUUUAAAAGUCUUGGGAAAAAAGUCGUGCUUUUGACUGGCGAGACUGGUACAGAUCUGAAGCUUUUGGCCAAAGCACAGAUCAUCAUUACAACCGCCGAUAAAUGGGACGUCCUUUCACGAAGAUGGAAGCAGAGAAAGAAUGUACAAAACAUUCAAUUGUUCAUCAUAGAUGAACUACAACUCAUAGGCGGCGAGGAGGGACCAGUUUUAGAAGUAGCUUGCUCCAGAGCUAGGUACAUUUCGUCUCAAUUGGAUAAGCCAACCAGGAUUGUUGCCUUAUCGGCAUCACUGGCCGAUGCCAAAGAUGUUGCGCAGUGGCUGGGUGCUCCUGCAGCUGCUACUUUCAAUUUCCAAACAUCUGUGCGCCCUAUACCUCUUGAACUUCACGUUCAGGGUAUCAAUAUUACUCACAACGCAUCGCGUUUAGCUGCCAUGGCAAAACCAGUGUACAAUGCGAUCUUGCGGCAUGCACUGAGAAAGCCCGCCAUCAUCUUUGUACCAACACGAAAACAGGCAAGAUUGACGGCAUUUGAGAUCUUGACCUUUACAGCAGCAGAAGGAAAGCCGACGCAAUUUUUCCACGCCGAAGAAUCGGACAUCAAACCAUUUUUAGACAGAAUGUCUGAUAAGACCUUGAAAGAAACUUUGGCUCAAGGAGUCGCUUAUUUGCACGAAGGUUUGUCAGCAAACGAUAGAAGACUUGUAGAACAGUUAUUCGAUAGUGGGGCAAUACAAAUCGCUGUUUGCACUCGGGAUCUCUGUUGGAGUCUCUCAAUCUAUGCUUACCUUGUGGUAGUCAUGGACACCCAAUGUUACAAUGGUAAAACGCACGCCUACGAGGACUAUCCCGUGACGGAUGUCUUGCAAAUGGUGUCACGAGCAAACAGACCACAAGAAGAUGACGAUUCUAAAUGCGUACUCCUUUGCCAGAGCUCAAAGAAAGACUUUUUCAAAAAGUUUUUGAUGGAACCGUUGCCGGUGGAAAGUCAUUUAGAUCAUCGUUUACAUGACCAUUUUAAUGCCGAAGUGGUCACAAAGACCAUUGAAAAUAAACAGGAUGCCGUAGAUUAUCUUACGUGGACUCUACUCUACAGACGACUCACCCAAAAUCCAAAUUACUAUGGACUGCAGGGUGUCACUCACAGGCAUUUAUCUGACCAUCUUUCAGAACUUGUCGAGAGCACUCUGAGUGACUUGGAACAAGCCAAAUGCGUAACUGUAGAAGAUGAAAUGGACGUCACGCCAUUGAAUCUCGGAAUGAUUGCAGCAUACUAUUACAUCAAUUACGCAACCGUUGAAAUGUUCGACGCGUCCCUUAAUGCGAAAACUAAGAUUAGAGGAUUAAUAGAAAUCAUAUCAGCUGCGGCUGAGUAUGAGGCGAUACCAGUUCGCCAAAAGGAAGAAAAUCUCCUGAGAAGCUUAGCAAGCAGAUUGCCGCAUGCUCCACAAGCACAAAGAAUGGCUGAUCCCCACAUCAAAGCUCAGCUUUUAUUACAAGCACAUUUAUCCAGAAUACAGCUAGGACCUGAGCUACAACACGAUACGGAGUUAGUGCUGAAUAAAUCGAUCAGGCUGAUACAGGCCUCUGUCGAUGUCCUGAGUUCUGCAGGUUGGCUUGCACCUGCGGUAGCUGCUAUGGAAUUGGCUCAAAUGGUCACACAGGCGAUGUGGUCAAAGGAUUCAUAUCUCAAACAAUUGCCUCAUUUCACGCCCGAAAUAAUAAAACGUUGCACAGACAAAGGUGUAGAAACCGUUUUCGACGUCAUGGAGCUGGAGGAUGAUGUACGCAACCGGCUUUUGCAACUAACUGAGCAGCAAAUGACGGAUGUUGCUAAAUUUUGUAAUCGUUAUCCUAACAUCGAGAUGGCAUUCGAUGUUCAGGACAAAGAUAGAAUCCGACUUGGAGAUACCGUUAAUGUCGUUGUUCAAUUAGAACGCGAGGAUGAGGUUACAGGGCCUGUGGUAGCACCUCUUUUCCCACAGAAAAGAGAAGAAGGAUGGUGGGUGGUUAUUGGUGACCCCAAGGCCAAUCAGCUCUUGUCGAUCAAGAGGUUAACAUUACAACAGAAAGCUACCGUGAAACUUGACUUUUUGGCACCAGCUCCUGGGCAACAUCACUAUACGCUUUACUUCAUGAGUGAUGCAUAUUUGGGAUGUGAUCAAGAAUAUAAAUUCUCUAUCAACGUUGGAGAGUAUAUGUCGGAUGCCAGCUCUGGAUCCGAGUCGGACUAAAAAAGGGCGGUAAUGGAACUUGUAAAUAUUUGACAUUGUAAAUAUAGUUUUUUGCAUUUUACACUUAUACUAAAUAAAGAAAUUCUGUGAAGUAUUCGCAAUUAUAGAAACAAGUUUUUUUAAUUUUAAAAUAGGUCAAAGGUACUCUAGAUAUUCAUUUUAUGUUAUCUUUUCCGUACAUAUACACAAUAAAUUAUUAAACUGAACAAAUCA
Messenger RNA from Nasonia vitripennis (jewel wasp), 6761 nucleotides. RefSeq names its product putative U5 small nuclear ribonucleoprotein 200 kDa helicase (gene l(3)72Ab). The record is from RefSeq and is a predicted model, not a curated record. Gene Ontology annotation, molecular function: ATP binding; ATP hydrolysis activity; nucleic acid binding. NCBI's taxonomy places the organism in Eukaryota, Metazoa, Arthropoda, Insecta, Hymenoptera, Pteromalidae. The transcript has 14 exons. Bases 159 to 6548 code for a protein of 2129 amino acids. Gene Ontology annotation, cellular component: nucleus.